AGUGGGCAUGAAAACGUGCAGGUUAGUGGGCCGGUUUCGUCGGCGCCAAAAACGGAACCUCCAAAGUCAGGAUCGUCGACCAUUGGGCCAGUGCUUUAUGUGAAUGUCUCUAGCUCUACUAACUCUUUUCUCGAUUCUGCGAACCUCACGACCACUGUCAAUCCUCUUUCUCAAACUUCUUCGGAGGACCCCGAUCCGAGCACAAUUGCUCCGGUAGAAAUCGCGCCUGAAUCCGACGGAUCUCAAACUGCUCAUGACGACGCUGUGAGUAGGUAUGCAAGCGUUGAAACGUUUGUUGAUGAAAAAAUUGAGGUCAGCACAGAGAUUUAUACAGAACGGUCAAUACCCGAUAACUCUGAUGAAAUGGAAAUUCCUGGCAUACCCGAAAUGAUACCAAAACUCGAUGGGAAUCCGACAACAAAUGGUUCAUUCUCGGACGUGGAAGUUGAUAAAGGCAACGCUAGCAGCAGCGGUGAUGUGGAGACGAUCUAUACGCCCGGUAUUGAUUAUCCGGCAUCUAUUAACCUUAACGGGAACGACGAGUCGAGGUUGGAUUUUGAUAAGCCGCCAGAACAAAACAGUAGCGAAAAUGUAGAAGAUGAAGUAGAUAAAUCUAGUUUGGACAGUAAGCAUAUAGAUUCAAGUAAUGGUAGUUUAUUCUCCGAUAAUGAUAACGUCGGGUCUGUCAAUAUGUCGUUAUUCCACACUGACGCUAAAGCAAACGAUGAAGUUUUACCACUGGCAUUACCUUUAGUAGUAACUCGGAUAGAUAGCGAUGCUCAUAGCUCAGAAGAAGAAGAAGAAGAAGAAGAAGAAGAAGAAGAAGAAGAAGAAGGUGCACAGCAAGGGCCUUCCGUUGAAAUUGAAGCGAUAGAACCGCCGAGUAAAAAAGUUAAUCGAAAAACUGAUGAACGGAUAAAUGCGACAAUUAGUCAAAAUGACGAGGCGAUUUUCAAAGCGUCAAACGAAACGUCAGCCGGUUUGGAAAAAGCGAAGUCUUCCGGGGUUAUAAAAGAAACGAGAGAAUUGUCCCGCGAAGAUUCCUCGUCGGAGUUUGUUACCAGUGGAAUUUCACCCGGCAUUACAAACGUGCCGGAGAAAUCAGAGGAGCUACAGCGGGAUUAUCCAGUAUUUAGUUAUGGCCACGACGAAGUAAAGAUAAUAAAACUAGACCAGGAGAAGGUCGGGGUGACUGUGAAAUCCAAGAUAGCCCGCGUACCAGACCAGGAAAUAAAAUCCGCCUCAAACUUGGCAACUAACGAAGUAAGAAUUCAGGAGGAGGAGAAGAAUAAUCCCGAGGUUCCAGAAAUUAAACGCAAGGAGAGUCUGCAGGUUGUGAAUGCUGGAAGUGAGCAGUUUGGAGAUAAUACGGGUAAUUUGAAUGGCGAUGAGGACGAUAGUGAGAACAGCGUUCAACACGAGCCGACGAAGCUUAGUCAGAGGUCGGACACAGUUAACAAUAACUGCGAUAGCUCGUUGCAUGAAAAGCAUGAAACUACGAAAUCAUCUAACGCAAACUCUGUCGCAUCUAACUCAAACAGCAUUCCUGAACAUCCAUUAACGCAUCAAGUACACGUCGUAGAGGUGCCCAGAAGCGCUGAAUCGCAGCGACAAUCGCGACGAGUACUUGUAAACGUGACAAUUUCGACGGACGAUUUUGAGGGAACCGCUGAUUCGAAUAAAGCUUCGCGCCCGUUGUACAUGUUAUCCGUAUCCGUACCAACCGAUGGCCAAACUAACAAUUUUCCCGGAAUUAACAUCAGCCCAAUGCAAUUGUCGGGGCAACAGGCAAUGUCGAGCGUUGUGGAAAACUCGCGUGCCGAUGAAACUACCACCCUAAUUCCACCUCCGCCCCAACCCCCGACAUCACCACCUCCGAGUUGGGGUGGGGAAUGCGAAUGCUCGUGUCCUUGCAUGGAAUCUGAUGAGAAGGACAAAUUUUCAGACGGAAUUACCUCUUUCGAAAAUGCUUUAUUUAACGACUCUGAGAAUGACAACUUCGGUUCUUUCUACGAGGACACUGACUCAUUUACCAGCUCCGAAGAUUACUCCCAGAAUAUUAAUAAUUCAUUUCAUAUAAAUGGUUCGAAAGGUCUGUCAGACGUUGAGGAGUCGACGACAGAGUCUUCAUUAAGUAGUAUUUCGGAUUUGAACCUCACUCAGUCAACGACAGAAUCUUGGUUAAGUAGUACUUCGGAUUUGAACUUCAGCGAGUCGACUACAUACUCCUCGGAGGAGAUGACUACUCAAGGUUUUUGGUGCACUGGGACAACUCCACUUCCCCCAGAGCCCACUAUACUGAUUCUCGAAGGUGCAAGAACGUUUCCAGCUCGAUCCUUUCCACCUGACGGCACCACCUUUGCUCAAGUUGCGCUCGGACAACGUCUGAGUAAAGAAAUACCACCGUACAGUUACUGGAACAUGCAGUUUUACCAAUCGGAGGCGGCCUACGUCCGUUUCGACUACAACAUACCCCGAGGAGCGAGCAUCGGAGUUUACGCGAGGCGAAACGCUCUUCCGACUCACACGCAAUACGAUCUGUUGGAAGUCCUGAGUGGUUUCAAGGCUCGCACAUCUCGGGCGUCACAUGUUAGUGUCAUUCAACCGUCGAUCAAGAAAGAAGCUACGCACUACAUGGAACCGGGUCACUGGUUUUUGUCGCUCUACAACGACGACGGUGACCCGCAAGAAGUCGCCUUCAUAGCCAUCGUUGCCGAAGACAUGACGCACAACUGUCCGAACGGAUGCAGCGGAAAGGGUGAAUGUCUGCUCGGGCAUUGCCAGUGCAACCCUGGCUUCGGUGGCGAGGAUUGCAGCGACAGCGUUUGUCCGGUACUGUGCAGUCAACGGGGAGAGUACAUCAACGGAGAGUGUCAAUGCAACCCCGGAUGGAAGGGCAAGGAGUGUUCUCUGCGGCAUGACGAAUGCGAAGUUCCGGAUUGCAACGGCCACGGUCACUGUACCAACGGAAAGUGCAACUGCGUUCGUGGUUAUAAAGGAAAGUUCUGCGAGGAGGUCGACUGCCCACAUCCAACGUGUUCGGGUCACGGAUUCUGCGCCGAAGGAACUUGCAUUUGUAAGAAGGGAUGGAAGGGCGCCGACUGCAGUCAAAUGGACAAGGAGGCCCUCCAAUGUCUGCCGGAUUGCACUGGUCACGGGAACUUUGAUCUGGAGACGCAAACAUGUUUGUGCGAACCAAUGUGGUCCGGCGACGAUUGUUCGAAAGAACUUUGCGACCUGGACUGCGGACCUCACGGUCAUUGCGUGGACAACGCGUGCGACUGCGUGCCCGGCUGGUCUGGCGAGCUUUGCAACAUGAAACAAUGUGAUCCUCGUUGCAACGAACACGGCCAAUGCAAGAAUGGUACUUGCCUAUGUGUAACCGGAUGGAAUGGAAGGCAUUGCACAAUGGAAGGGUGUCCAAGCUCGUGUUCCGGACAUGGACAGUGCAGGGUGAACGGUGAGGCUCAGUGGGAAUGCCGAUGCUACGACGGUUGGGAUGGAACGGACUGCAGCGUUCUGUUGGAACAGAACUGUAGCGACAGCCGCGAUAAUGACAAAGAUGGCCUUGUGGAUUGUGAAGACCCGGAAUGUUGCGCCAACCAUCAUUGCCGCGAUAGCCAGCUGUGCGUCUCUGCACCAAAACCGAUCGACAUCCUCCUUCGAAAGCAGCCUCCAGCGAUAACUGCCUCGUUCUUUGAGAGGAUGAAAUUCCUGAUCGACGAGGGCAGUCUGCAAAACUACGCGCGUCAGGAGACCUUCAACGAAAGUGUGUUCUGGAAUCACUUCAACACAAGCCGUUCUGCUGUGGUUCGCGGUCACGUCGUUACUGCCCUUGGUACCGGCCUCAUGGGUGUCAGGGUGAGCACCAGCACUCCACUCGAAGGCUUCACCCUGACACGAGACGAUGGAUGGUUCGAUUUGCUCGUCAACGGCGGUGGAGCUGUUACUCUACAGUUUGGAAGGUCACCUUUCAAAGCGCAAAGCCAUAUCGUGUUCGUUCCGUGGAACGAGGUGAUUAUCAUUGAUAAAAUUGUGAUGACUACAACCGAUGAAAAGCAUAUUUCGCACAUUCCUCACGCCUGCGCCGCACAUGAUUAUGACCUGAUGAAGCCGGUCGUUCUUGCAACGUGGAAACAUGGUUUCCAAGGUGCCUGUCCAGACCGUAGUGCGAUUCUUGCCGAGUCCCAGGUCAUUCAAGAAAGUCUCCAAAUACCCGGUACCGGUUUGAAUCUUGUCUACCACAGUUCAAGGGCUGCCGGAUAUCUGUCAACAAUCCAGCUGCAGCUUACCCCUGAAACAAUUCCACCAUCCCUCAAUCUAAUUCACUUGAGAAUCACCAUUGAGGGUAUUUUGUUUGAAAAAACAUUCGAGGCUGAUCCGGUGAUAAAAUUCACAUACGCUUGGAACCGUUUGAACGUCUAUCGCCAGCGAGUUUACGGAGUCACAACGGCCAUGGUCAAAGUCGGAUACGAAUAUAUAGACUGCAAGGACGUGAUCUGGGAUGUGCAGACAACUAAACUGAGUGGUCACGACAUGUCAAUAUCGGAAGUCGGAGGAUGGAACUUGGACAUUCAUCACAGAUACAACUUCCACGAAGGAAUACUACAGAAAGGCGACGGCGCGAACAUUUAUCUGAAGCACAAACCUAGGGUUAUUUUAACCUCGAUGGGCGACGGGCAUCAACGACCAUUGGACUGCUUUGACUGCGACGGACAAGCAUCGAAACAACGAUUGCUAGCUCCAGUCGCUCUUGCGACAGCUCCGGAUGGCUCGAUUUUCGUCGGUGACUUCAAUCUUGUCAGAAAAAUUCUUGUCGACGGCACUGUCAAGACCGUAGUCCGACUUAACGCAACGAGGGUCUCGUACCGUUACCACGUAGCCCUGAGUCCAUUGGACGGAGUUCUCUAUAUUUCCGAUCCAGAAUCUCACCAGAUAAUUCGCGUCCGUGACACAAAUGACUAUUCAGACCCAGAGCACAACUGGGAAACGGUCGUUGGCUCUGGAGAACGCUGUCUUCCCGGAGACGAGGCACACUGUGGAGAUGGAGCACUGGCUAGAGACGCAAAGCUGGCCUAUCCAAAAGGCGUAGCAGUGUCAGCUGACAACGUUCUGUACUUUGCCGAUGGUACGAACAUACGAAUGGUGGACAGGGACGGCAUCAUAACAACGGUCAUUGGAAAUCACAUGCACAAAUCCCACUGGAAGCCAAUACCUUGUGAAGGAACGCUGAAUGUCGAAGAGGUGCACCUUAGGUGGCCCACUGAACUGGCGAUAAAUCCUCUUGACAAUUCUCUACACAUGAUCGACGAUCACAUGGUUCUCCAGCUCGCACCCGACGGUCGCGUGAAGGUCGUGGCCGGCCGUCCACUUCAUUGUGCAUCGCCGUCCACCACCUUCGAUACGGAAUUGGCCACCCAUGCGACGCUGGUGAUGCCGCAGAGUAUAGCGUUUGCUCCUUCCGGCGACUUGUACAUCGCCGAAAGUGACUCUCAGCGGAUAAAUCGGGUUCGAGUUAUCGGAACUGACGGCAAGAUUUCACCCUACGCCGGGGCAGAAUCGAAGUGCAACUGCCUCGAACGCGGCUGCGACUGUUUCGAAGCUGAUCACUACCUGGCAUCCAGUUCAAAGUUCAACACUAUCUCUGCUGUUGCCGUUUCUCCCGAUGGUAUCGUGCACAUCGGCGAUCAAGCAAAUUAUAGAAUUCGAUCUGUCAUGGCAAGCAUACCGGAUGCCAGUGGAGCCAGGGAGUACGAAAUAUACUCACCUGACACGCAAGAGAUCUAUGUAUUCAACAGAUUCGGUCAGCACAUUGCCACCAAGAAUAUUCUUACCGGAGAAACGAACUAUCUGUUUUCCUACAACGUGAAUACGAGCAACGGAAAAUUGAGCACCGUCACGGAUGCUGCCGGAAACAAAGUGUUCCUCCUGCGCGAUUAUUCAAGUCAGGUUAAUUCGAUCGAGAACACUAAGGGCCAAAAAUGUAGGCUGAGAAUGUCAAGAAUGAAGAUGCUCCACGAGCUCAGCACUCCUGAUAAUUACAACGUCACUUUCGACUAUCACGGACCGACCGGCUUGCUGAAAACUAAGCUUGACAGUACCGGGAGAAGCUACGUCUAUAAUUACGACGAAUUUGGAAGAUUAACGAGUGCCGUAACGCCAACUGGAAAAGUUAUCAGUCUGGCAUUUGACUUGAGUGUCAAGGGUGCGACUGUCAAGGUUGGCCAGAAUAAUAGAAAGCCUGUUUCCAUGCUCAUCAAGGGCUCGUCGGUAGUUACGAAAGUUGGAGAGGCUGAACAGCGGACCAUUGUUCUCGGAGACGGUGGCGUGGGUCAAGUAACCCCUUGGUUACAUACAGUGAGCACCGACACCGUUCCCUACUCAAUAUUGGCCGAAAUUGAACCAUUGCUCGGCGAAAGCUAUCCAGUGCCAGCUAAACAAAGAACAGAGAUAGCCGGUGACUUGGCGAACAGAUUCGAGUGGAGAUACUUCUUGAGAAGAGUGCAGGGCAACAAAAACCGUGGAAACACGAAAGCGGUGGCUCAAGUUGGGCGAAAGCUUCGAAUAAACGGAGAGAAUCUCCUCUCUCUGGAAUACGACAGAGAGUCGAACACCGUUGCUGUCUUCAUGGACGAUCGUGUAGAGCUCCUUAACGUCACCUACGACAGAACGGCGAGGCCCGUGAAAUGGGGGCCGAGAAAUGGAAUUUUCGCCGGUGUAGAUUUGGAGUACGACAGGUUCAGCAGAUUGACCAGUUGGACGUGGGGUGAAAUCAGCGAAACUUACGGCUUUGACAGAGCCGGAAGAUUGUACGAAAUAAAAUACAGUGACGGUACCGCGAUGAUCUACGCUUUCAAAGACAUGUUCAGCAGCCUGCCCCUCAAAGUCACAACUCCACGAGGCAGCGAUUAUCUUCUCCAAUAUGACGAGGCCGGAGCUCUUCAGUCGCUAACCACACCCAGAGGACACAUCCAUGCCUUCUCUCUCCAGACUUCGCUCGGCUUCUACAAGUACCAGUACUAUUCACCGAUGAACAGACAUCCGUACGAGAUUCUCUACAACGACGAUGGCCAAAUAUUGGCGAAAGUUUAUCCUCAUCAGAGUGGGAAGGUUGCCUACGUUUACGAUCACACGGGCAAACUGGAAACCACGUUGGCAGGAUUGUCUUCUAUCCAUUACACCUACCAAGAAGCCACGAGCCUCGUGCGAAGCAUCGAUGUAAACGAACCGAACUUCGAAAUGCGUCUAGAGUACAAGUAUCACGCGGGAAUAGUGAAGGAUGAAAAAAUUAAAUUCGGCAGCAAAAGCGGAAUGGACAACGCACACUACCGCUUCCAGUAUGAUGGUAACGCCCGAAUUUCGGGUCUCGAGGUGGACAUAAAUGGAAAGGAGUUGCCGCAGCUGCGAAUAAAAUACAAUCAAAAUCUUGGUCUACUGGAGGGAGUGAGUGACCUCAGAAUUCACAGGAACACGUUCAACAGAUCAGUGAUGCAGGACACGAGCAAACAGUUCUUCACGAUAACCGACUACGACGAUCAUGGCCGGAUAAAGACAGUGCUGAUGAACAUAAGAGCGUUGGAUGUCUUCAGAAUGGAACUGGAAUACGACAAUCGGAAUCGUAUAAAGUCGAGAAAGUUCAGCAUCGGUAGAGAGUCGAUGAUGGACAAGAUAACGUACAACGCCGACGGGCACGUUCUGGAAGUCGCUGACACGGACAACAACUGGCAGUACAGCUACGACGAGAAUGGAAACAUUAUUGGAGUUACCGAGCAAAACGAGAAGAUCACGCUUGGAUACGACAGCGGGGAUCGUGUUGUUCAGUACGGAGACGUCGAGUUCAACUCCUACGACGGUCGAGGUUUCGUUGUGAGACGGGGGGAGCACAAGUACAGGUACAACUCGAGAGGACAGCUGAUCCACGCAUUCGAACACGACAAAUUCCAGAUAUGGUACUUCUACGACGACCGCGGAAGGCUGGUGGCGUGGAACGACGACAGAGGAAACAUCACCCAGUACUUCUACGCUAAUCCAAGAACACCAGACCUCAUAACUCACGUGCAUUUCCCGAAGUCAUCCAAGACUUUUAGAUUCUUAUACGACGCUCGAGACUUUUUGAUAACGGUUGAAACCUCGGAACAAAGGUUCUACGUAGCUUCCGACCAGAACGGCUCGCCACUGGCGCUAUUCGACACGAACGGGAACCUCAUCAAAGAAAUGGGACGAACUCCAUUCGGCAAAAUUAUCAAGGACACUAACCCCGAUUUCUAUCUUCCGAUCGACUUCCACGGUGGUUUGUUGGACCCCAACACGCGACUGGUGUAUCUGAACAAACGUCUCUACGAUCCAGCGGUGGGUCAGUGGAUGACCCCGGCCUGGGAGCAAAUGGCUAAUGAACUGACGACUCCGACCGACAUAUUCAUCUACAGAUUCCGUAACAACGAUCCGAUAAACAGCAAACAGAACGUGGAAUACAUGACUGACUUGGCGAGCUGGCUGAUGCUGUACGGCUACGACAUCUCCGCUAUGCUCGGUUCGGAGUACACCAAGGGUAUGGUCUACCAGCCCAGUGCCACCAUCACUUCUCCCCAGCUCACGCCAGAGUUCGGGGUCAUGUCGGGACUGCAGUGCAUCGUCAAUAGGGUUCACCAGAAAUUCUCUGACCUCGGUUUCGUGCCAAAGCCACUUCUGAAGCUCGAACCAAAGACGAGAAACCUUCUCCCGAGAGUGGCGCACAGAAGAGCUGUCUUCGGCGAAGGUGUUCUGGUGUCCAGGGUCGGAGGUCGAGCCCUGGUCAGCGUUGUGGACGGCGUAAACAGCGUCGUUCAGGACGUGGUGACCUCGGUAUUUAACAGUUCGUUCUUCCUCCCGUUGCACUUCAGUGUCCACGAUCAGGACGUGUUCUACUUCGUUAAGGACAACGCGUUGAAGAUAAGGGACGACAUGGAGGAGCUCCGUCGUCUCGGUGGAAUGUUCAACGUUUCUACCCACGAAACAACCGAGCACGGGGCCGGGACGUGGAAGGAGCUCAGGCUCCACAAUCCGGACGCUGCAGUCGUCAUUAAAUACGGUGCAGACCCCGAGCAGGAGAGACACAGGAUAUUGAAGCACGCCCAUAAAAGGGCGGUAGAGAGAGCUUGGGAAAUAGAGAAACAGUUGGUCGCCAAUGGUUUUCAGGGACGGGGCGACUGGACCGAAGAAGAGAAGGAAGAGCUGAUAAACCACGGUGAUGUUGACGGGUACGAGGGCGUGGAUAUUCACAGUGUACAUAGGUAUCCGCAGCUCGCCGACGAUCCGGGGAACGUCGCGUUCACCAGAGACACUAAGCGUAAGAGGAGACGGAGUGGCAAUAGACGGAACAGAAUUCACAGGCACGAUUCGUGAUUUGAUAAAUUUUAAUUAACCGAACAUUUCACCUAUUAUAGUAAGAUAAAACCGCAAUGUGUGAAAUUCUAUACACGUUAUGAAAACGUAUAACAAAUUCAUGCGUAUGAAUAACACGUUGUGAUAUGUCCACGGUAACGUUUAGAAUUAAAACAAUCAAAAAGAAGACUUUUUAAACUGAACAAAUAAAAGAAGAAUAGCUCGAGUGAAACGAGGAAAAAAUUGGAGAGAUUGAAAAAAAAAUAAUUAAUUAAUCGAACGGUAAUGCAAAUUUGAAUGAAAAUUCAAUCUCUGCUACAUGUGGGGAAAAUCCUCGACUUAAUUAAUGAGACGACUGAGACUCGUGUGUAAUAUAUAUUACUAUUAUUUUAUUUGUAUCGAACUUGUUGGUGCCAUAUAUUAUUAUUAUCAUCACCAUCAUUAUUAUUAUUAUUACUAUUAUUGAUGUUGUUUUUAUUAUUAUUACUACUACUUUCGUGAUUUUUUUUUAUUUCUUGUUUUUUUUUUUUUGUAAGGAAUAAUCCAUAAAGUGUCAAAAUUAAACUAGUCGCAAGUAAUGAAACGAUGAGUAUAAAGCUUAUCCUUAUCGGGGUGAUUAUUUUAUAAACAAGAGACAAACAAUUAUAUGCGUGCUUGUGCGCUGUUGAUAAGCUUGUUAUACUCAAUUUAUGAGAUGCUGCGCAGGUGUAGUUUGAUAAAAAGUAAUAAUAAUAAUGUGGACACUCUCUGCGAUAAAUGUGAAUAUAAUAUAUAGUGAUGAUGUUCAUUGUUCGGUACGCAUAAUAUAAAAUAUGGAUUUUAUGAUAAUGUUAUCGACAGACAAAUGGUAUUAAAAUGAUCGAUAUCUGUCCGCGUGUGAGUGCAUGUAGGUACGUGUUGCGUGCCAGCCAUGAAUUUUUGAAGAGAAUUUUAAAAGGGUGAAGAAAAAAAAAAUGGUUGAGAAUAAAUAAAUAAUAAUAAUGACGUAAAAAAUAACAAAAAAACACGCAACAUUGAUGGGUUUAUAACAGGGUCUAUGACACAUACAAAAACUAAUAUAUUUCAAACGUGGUAUAAGUUUGCUCCACUUUAUACAUAUAAAUAUAUUCAUACAACAGCGUAUAAACUGCAGAAACUUUAUAAUUGUUGAAUGAAUGUAGAUAAUAGUGCAGAAAUUAUUAUCCUUACCUGUCAUCAAUGGUGAAAGAGAAAAAUCAGCGGAGAUAUUUCAAUGCUAUUGUAUUAAUAAUUAUUAUGAUAAUUAUUAACGUCGAGAACAAGAAUACCCAACAAAUAUUUUUAACAGAGUAUGACGAUGAAGGAUAAAGACGGUGUAAAUAUUAUACAAUAUAAAUGAAUCAAUAUGUAAAAUGUAGAUAUAACGUAACGUAAUUAUACUUAUAUAAUAUAUAUAGUAUAACGAUGGCAAGUUCAAUUUGGGGGAAAAAAUUUUUGGGUAUGCUUUUUUAUACACACACACACACACACACACACGACAUCAUCUGACUAUAUUAUAUGCAUACGUAAAACAUACAUAACAUACAUUAUGCGUGAUACACUUAAUAUCGUGAGACGAAAAUAUACAUUAUAGAUAAUCGAAUCGAGGAAUUUUCGCACAACAUGCCUACCACAGCAGGGAAAUGAUAGAUACAUAUACUAGUCGAAUGCAUAUAUUGAGUUACACACAUGACACAAUGAUACAUGCGUAACAUGCUAUAAUAUGGCCUACUCGGAAAGUCGGCGGCAACGUUCGACGUAAUUCAUUCGCGAUCGGAAAUUAGAAAUUGCGUAUGCAACCCUAAUUAUAUGUGUACGUAUUACAUAUACGUUAGGAUACACGAUACAAAUUAGGUAACGUAUGAAAUUUCUCGAAAUAAUUCAGAGACACAACUGUAAAUAGAUACACAAUAUAAUAUAUUAUGUAUGCAUAGAUGACGGUAUAAAAAAAAAAAAUUGUACCUAGUUCGUAAGUCGUAGCGAUAAAUAUCGGUAAAUGUAAAAGAUUACUACCCUACCUUCUAAACGA
Neodiprion fabricii is the source of this 11386-nucleotide messenger RNA. RefSeq names its product teneurin-m (gene Ten-m). NCBI's taxonomy places the organism in Eukaryota, Metazoa, Arthropoda, Insecta, Hymenoptera, Diprionidae. The record is from RefSeq and is a predicted model, not a curated record. The transcript is spliced from 10 exons. The coding region runs from base 364 to 9381 and encodes 3005 amino acids. Gene Ontology annotation, biological process: motor neuron axon guidance.